AUGGCCCCCGUGAUCCAGAAGCACGUGCGCGUGCUGCAGCGCGUGCUCACGGACGUCGCAGCGGCUAAGAUGCCCAUCGACAUGUUCAAUUACUCGGGGCGGUUCACGCUGGACGCGUUCGGGGAGAUCGCGCUCGUCGUGCCCACGUGGUACUGGAAGCUCAAGCGCUCGCUCAACGUAGGGAGCGAGAGGCGUCUGCGCGAGGCGUUGACCACUGUCGACCAGUUCGUCAUGGACGUCAUCUCCAAGACCGUGGACAAGCGCAACGCGCCAAUCAGCGACGCCGAAGACAAGGUGCACACUCGUGGGCGCGACAUUGUGUCGCUCAUCCUGGCCAACGAGACCGUGGACGGCACGCCUGUGGACCCCAUCCUGGUGCGCAAUGUGGUGCUCAUGGCGCUGAUCGCUGGGCGUGACACGGCUGCAGACGCGCUGGCGUGGCUGUUCCACCUGCUCACGCUCAACCCGCGGGUCGAGGAGAAGCUGCGCGCCUAUCUGCUGGCCAGUCUGCCCAAGCUGGGCUCGGACUUCGACUAUGUCCCGGACAUGCAGGAGGUGCAGAGCCUGCCGUACUUGGAGGCCACGAUUAACGAGGCGCUGCGGCUGUACUCGCCCGUGGGGCUGGCUCAGAAGCUCUGUGUGCGCGACACCGUCUUCCCCGAUGGGACGUUCGUACCCAAGGGGUCGAAUAUCGCGCUGGUGUAUCACGCCAUGGCUCGCAUGCCAGGGGUAUGGGGCCCCGACGCUGCGGCGUUCAACCCUGAGCGCUUUAUUGACCCUCAAACGGGCGAGCUCAUCAAAGUGUCGUCCGGCAAGUUCAGCGCCUUCAACACGGGUCCGCGCGUGUGCGUGGGGCGCAAGUUGGCCAUGAUGGAGAUGAAGAUGGUCGUCGCGUGUGUGGUGAGCCGCUUCCGCUUCGACGAGGUGCCUGGACAAGAUAAUCCGCUCAUGAUGCGCGUGCAGCAGCUUGCUCCAAAGGAAGAUGGAGAUGAAGUUGUAGUGGGGGUGGCUGCCUGA
Phytophthora sojae is the source of this 1017-nucleotide messenger RNA. RefSeq lists its product as hypothetical. NCBI's taxonomy places the organism in Eukaryota, Oomycota, Peronosporomycetes, Peronosporales, Peronosporaceae. Bases 1 to 1017 code for a protein of 338 amino acids. The transcript is spliced from 3 exons. Gene Ontology annotation, molecular function: iron ion binding; heme binding; oxidoreductase activity, acting on paired donors, with incorporation or reduction of molecular oxygen. The record is from RefSeq and is a predicted model, not a curated record.